AUGGCCAUCCUCGCCUACAUCUUCUCGGGCCUCACGUCCUACGCUGCCCUGACGCUGGGCCUCUUCGGCCUGUCCAUCAAAGUGCCCCGCGCAGGCUUCUUCGCUCGCUGUCUCGCCGCAUAUGCCUCCCUUUUGUUCUGCGCUGCCUACGGCGUGCUCGCCUCAAUAUGCCUUCGAGUUGCCGGCCGCGGCCAAAUCUCACAGUGGACAGUCGCCAGGGCCUUCAAGUGGACGAUGUGGCUGACCACCGGCGUGCAUUUCGACAUCAUCCAGGGCCAAAAAUACCUCUCGACACGGCCCGCGGUGUUUCUCGUAAAUCACCAGACGGAGCUCGAUGUGCUCCUCCUCGGCGCGGUAUUGCCUCAGUAUUCGGCUGUGACGGCGAAGAGGUCCCUUGCGCGCGUGCCGCUGCUGGGCUGGUUCAUGACGCUUUCAGGGACGGUGUUUAUCGACCGUGCGAAUAGAGAGACUGCUUUCAAGGCGUUUGAUAAUGCUGCGAGUCUGAUGAAGUCGAAGGGACAGAGCGUGAUUAUCUUCCCCGAGGGCACGAGGAGUUAUGCGCGGGAACCGACCAUGUUGCCGUUCAAGAAGGGGGCAUUCCAUCUGGCCGUUAAGGCGGAGGCAGAUAUCGUGCCUAUCGUGGCGGAGAAUUACUCGCAUGUUCUGGAUGUGAAGAAGAUGUGGUUUACUUCGGGUGCUAUAAACGUCAAGGUUCUGCCUCCUAUUAGCACCAAGGGCCUUACGACCGCAGACGUUGACUCUCUGGUCCAAAACACAAGACAAUCCAUGCUUGAUGCCAUGGUCGAGAUGGACAAGAUGCGAAAGAUCAAAGAUAUCUCCAACUCUCAGGUUGUGGUGGAAGAAGCGCCUCGGGCAACUCGUGCCUCUGCUAUUAGCACAUGA
This is a messenger RNA of Trichophyton rubrum CBS 118892, 903 nucleotides long. RefSeq lists its product as uncharacterized. Gene Ontology annotation, molecular function: 1-acylglycerol-3-phosphate O-acyltransferase activity. Gene Ontology annotation, cellular component: endoplasmic reticulum; membrane. The coding region runs from base 1 to 903 and encodes 300 amino acids. The transcript has 2 exons. Lineage: Eukaryota; Fungi; Ascomycota; Eurotiomycetes; Onygenales; Arthrodermataceae. The record is from RefSeq and is a predicted model, not a curated record. Gene Ontology annotation, biological process: phosphatidic acid biosynthetic process.